Magnolia sinica is the source of this 1013-nucleotide messenger RNA. RefSeq names its product nuclear transport factor 2B-like. The record is from RefSeq and is a predicted model, not a curated record. Gene Ontology annotation, biological process: nucleocytoplasmic transport. The coding region runs from base 105 to 524 and encodes 139 amino acids. The transcript is spliced from 3 exons. Gene Ontology annotation, cellular component: nuclear pore central transport channel. NCBI's taxonomy places the organism in Eukaryota, Viridiplantae, Streptophyta, Magnoliopsida, Magnoliales, Magnoliaceae.
AAAAAAAACAAACCAUUCUCCUCGCCCUUCUUCCAUCCCAGCCGCUCUCUUCAGAGAGAGAGAGAGAGGGAGGGAGGAGAGACGAUCUUGUUCGGUCCGUCGCAAUGGAUCCAGACGCAGUAGCAAAGGCCUUUGUAGAACACUACUACACGACCUUCGACGCUAACCGCGCAGGCCUUGCUAACCUGUACCAGGAUGCGUCGAUGCUCACCUUCGAGGGGCAGAAGAUCCAAGGGUCCCAGAACAUCGUGGCCAAGCUCACAUCACUUCCCUUCCAGCAGUGCCAGCACUCAAUCACCACCGUUGAUUGCCAGCCAUCCGGCCCUGCUGGUGGGAUGCUCGUCUUCGUCUCCGGAAAUCUCCAGCUCUCUGGCGAGCAGCACGCCCUUAGGUUCAGCCAGUUGUUGUGUGUGGGCCCGCAAAGUGCUUGCACUGAUCCACGCUGGAUGACUGCCAGAUCAGGAGCAGACGAUGUUGUUCCACUUGAUGCCGACGCCUCAAGGAAGCUUCUAUGUGUUGAAUGACAUCUUUCGGCUCAACUAUGCCUAAGAAGACACUGUUUGGGACCCAGCCAACAAAAAAGAGAGGACAUUUUGGGUUGGAAUACCAGGGACCGUUUUCGCAUUUCUGUUUGUUAGACUGUCAUGAUUUUGGAGGGUUUUUUUGGUGAUUGGCUUGUGUGCCUGUUUUUCAAGCUUUUCUGUAGAUGGUCAUACAUUACCCUUUCAAGUUGCUUGGACGGAUGGUAAGAGAUGAUCUCAAAUAUUUACUUUUAGUUUCAAAGAUUUGGAAAAGAAAAAAAAAAAACAUUUUAUUUAUUUCUUCUGUUCUUUUCAUUUUUUAUUUUAUUUUUUGACUAUAGGUUAUUAUUGAUGUGGGAAUUGAUCCUGAACGGCGCAGAUGCACCAUCUUUUGGUUCUGCUCGAUGUACUGGACAUGUAGCCCAAUUGGAUGAUCGGGAUCAUCCAUUCAUUGCUAAAAUAAUUAAGGAAUGAUUCUGAUCUUUUGGGACA